AUGGCACCUCGUGGAUGCGGUCGAGGCCAUGGGAGAGGUCGUACUAGUACUCAAGGGCCAGAACCCAACCCGAAUGAUUCGGUAAACUUUAUAGCGGCGUUGAAAAACAUGGCUGCUGCUAUGCAAGCCACUGGGGAGGCUCUUGGACACCAGAUAAAUAACAAUGGCAAUGGUGGGAAUGGAGCUCAGGAUCUGAUGACACUAGCUACCUUUUUAAAGGUUAAUCCACCAAAGUUCAAGGGGGCAACUAAUCUGACUGAAGCCGAUACCUGGUUUCAAGCUAUGGAGCGAGCACUGCAAGCGCAGUUGGUACUUAAGAAUCAGUGUGUUGAGUUUGUUACCUAUCUGCUCACUAGGGAAGCUUCGCAUUGGUGGCAGGGAACCCGACGUCUCCUACAACUAGGUGAUGACCCUAUCACCUGGGAUUCCUUUCAGGUGCAAUUCUAUAAGAAGUACUAUCCAAAUUUCGCCCGAAUGGCAAAGGAGAUUGAGUUACUGCAGCUGAAGCAGGGAGCUCCGGGAGACUUCGAGGAGUGGAGGUGCAUCAAGUAUGAAGGAGGGCUCCGAAGCAACAUCUUCAGUUUACCAGGGCCUAUGGAAAUCAGGACCUUCUCUGAGUUGGUGAUAAGAGCAGGAUUGCUUAAGAGUGUGUGA
Molecule: messenger RNA, 654 nt
Organism: Arachis stenosperma
Lineage: Eukaryota; Viridiplantae; Streptophyta; Magnoliopsida; Fabales; Fabaceae
Exons: 2
Coding region: 1-654 (217 amino acids)
Source: RefSeq, a predicted model, not a curated record